Molecule: messenger RNA, 983 nt
Organism: Halteromyces radiatus
Lineage: Eukaryota; Fungi; Mucoromycota; Mucoromycetes; Mucorales; Cunninghamellaceae
Product: GTP cyclohydrolase 1 type 2/Nif3
Exons: 7
Coding region: 56-883 (275 amino acids)
Cellular component (GO): cytoplasm; mitochondrion
Source: RefSeq, a predicted model, not a curated record
AUUAAGUUUCUCACCUUUUCCUUCUUUUUCUCUCUCUUUUUUUUUCAUAUACCUCAUGUCCCUCUUCUCUAAAGUCACGCGUGCCAUGCGCACCAUUGCGCCUCUUGAACUUGCUGAUUUGACUUGGGAUAAUGUGGGUGUUCUUGUUGAACCACCUUAUCCAGCCAAGAAUACUAAUCGUGUUUUUUUAACUAUUGAUUUGACUCCUCAAGUAUUAGAAGAAGCUUUAAGUGAUCCUGCUGUAGGUGCUAUUGUGGCUUACCAUCCACCCAUAUUCAGAUCUAUGAAGAGACUUACGACUUCUGAUCCCAAACAAGAUAUGGUUAUGAAAGCUGUGGCUAAAGGAGUUGGUAUCUAUUCUCCUCAUACUGCUUGUGAUAAUUGCGAAAAUGGAGUGAACGAUUGGUUAGCUAGCGGUUUAGGAAAAGGAUCUAUCAAACCUAUCACUCCAUUUGAUAAUCCACCUGAAGGUCAUCCCAAUGCUGGUACUGGUCGUUAUUUUACCUAUGAUGAAGCUAUUCCUCUAUCUCAAGUAGUAGAACAUGUGAAAAAAUUGACUAAAUUACAAUACUUACGUGUGGCUACUCAAAAUCCAUGUAACAUGAGUAGCAAUUUGAUCAAAACAGUGGCUAUUUGUGCAGGAUCAGGAUCAUCCGUUUUGGGCCCUACUCAGGCUGAUUUGUAUCUUACAGGGGAAAUGGGUCAUCAUGAUGUAUUAGCAGCUCUGGCUAACAAUACUAGUGUGAUUCUUUGUGAACAUUCAAAUACUGAAAGAGGAUAUUUGACAGCAAAUUUGAAACCUGCUCUAGAAAAGGCAUUGGCAACCGAUGAUGUAGAAGUGAUAGUGAGUAAAGUAGACAGAGAUCCUCUUUUUAUUAUGUAGUUUAGACAUAUUUUUAUUAUUACGAUUAUUAUUGGUAUUACUAUCAUUGUCCUUGGGUAGUGUAACUAAUAAAAAAUAAAGAAUAUUAUUUUAUCAUCGU